This is a messenger RNA of Oryzias melastigma (Indian medaka), 2478 nucleotides long. RefSeq names its product cytochrome P450 2J2-like. The coding region runs from base 414 to 1910 and encodes 498 amino acids. NCBI's taxonomy places the organism in Eukaryota, Metazoa, Chordata, Actinopteri, Beloniformes, Adrianichthyidae. The transcript has 9 exons. Gene Ontology annotation, cellular component: cytoplasm; intracellular membrane-bounded organelle. The record is from RefSeq and is a predicted model, not a curated record. Gene Ontology annotation, molecular function: iron ion binding; heme binding; oxidoreductase activity, acting on paired donors, with incorporation or reduction of molecular oxygen, reduced flavin or flavoprotein as one donor, and incorporation of one atom of oxygen. Gene Ontology annotation, biological process: xenobiotic metabolic process.
AAAGUUUGGCCUUAAAUACAAAAGGGACAUAAACAAAUGUAUAACACAUGUGUCAGAAGAUUCAUUACUCCUUAUUGUAACAGUAAACUGUACAAUAAAAGAGGUCUUUAGCUCUUAUCUGUUUGCUCAGCUGCUGGACAGGACAAGUUGAAAAAAAAAACAAAGAAAUAAAUUGAGGACAUUUCCCUGUCUCUGUAAUAAAACGUUAUGAUCAAUUGUGUCAAAUGAAGGUUUAAUAUCUAAAAGAGCAAAUAUAGACAAAUCCAUUGUCUGAAGCCAUGAGCAGAUCACGGGUUACCUUUAACAGAGCUGUUUCAAUGGGAAAGAAGAAGUGCUUUUAUUUUGAAAGUAAUGUGGAAACAGUGGCUAUAUAUUGACAGCAUACAGACAAACCUGCUCAGUCUUGCCCAACAAUGGAGGCGAUAACUGCUGUUCUGGGCAUAGAAUGGGUGGACACCAGGACUGUUUUAAUAUUUCUGUUUGUCUUUCUGUUGCUGAGUGAUUUUUUAGCAAACAGACGACCAAAAAACUUUCCUCCUGGCCCCCAUUCUCUCCCUUUCAUUGGAGAUCUUCACCGAAUCCAGCCAUCCAGACUUCACGUGCAGUUCACAGAGUUUGCAGAAAAAUAUGGAAAUGUCUUCAGCCUUCAUUUUUUUGGUGAAAGAACGGUGAUCCUCAAUGGAUACAAGAAAGUUAAAGAGGCCCUGGUCCAACAGGGAGAUGACUUUGUGGAUCGUCCCACAAUUCCACUGUUUGUAGAUAUAAUAGACAAUAAAGGUAUUGUAAUGUCCAAUGGGAAUUCGUGGAAGCAGCAGAGACGGUUUGCUCUUCAUACGCUCAGAAACUUUGGUCUGGGCAAGAAGACGAUGGAGACAUAUAUCCAGAGUGAAUGCCAGUAUAUCUCAGACACUUUUGCAGACAAGCAAGGUAAACCCUUUGAUCCUCAGGCUGUGAUCAACAACGCAGUGUCCAACAUCAUCUGUUGUUUGGUGUUUGGGGAACGGUUUGAGUACUCUGAUCAGGAGUAUCAGAAAAUUCUUCUGAACCUUAAUGACUUAUUGAUUUUGGAAGGAAGUGUUUUUGCAUUGCUAUACAACAUGUUUCCCUGGCUGAUGAAGAGGCUUCCUGGACCGCAUCAGAAAAUAUUUCCGCUGAUAAAGAAGAUUAUGGACUUUGUGAAAAUCAAGAUUAAGGAACACAAAGAGAACCUUGACCCCUCUUCUCCAAAAGACUACAUUGACUCUUUUCUCAUUGAGAUGGAGAAGAAUCAAGACAAAGAUUCUGGAUUUGAUAUUGACAAUUUGUGCAUUUGCACUCUGGACCUUUUCUUGGCUGGAACUGAAACUACCACCACUACACUAUACUGGGGUCUGCUAUACAUGAUCUAUUACCCUGAGAUACAAGAGAAGGUCCAGGCUGAGAUCGAUGCUGUGAUUGGUUCAUCCAGACAGCCGUCUAUGGCUGAUAAAGAAAACAUGCCCUACACUGACGCAGUCAUCCAUGAGAUCCAGAGAAUGGGGAAUAUUGUCCCCCAAGGUGUGUUCCGUCAGGCAAACAGGGACACCACCCUCGACAAAUACACAAUCCCAAAGGGAACUAUAAUAAUGCCUGCGCUUCACUCCGUCCUCCACGAUGAGUCCAUGUGGGACAAUCCACACUCCUUUGACCCCAAAAACUUUCUGGACAAGGAUGGAAAGUUUUGUAAAAGAGAGGCCUUCAAUCCUUUUGGAGCUGGUAAACGUGUGUGUCUCGGGGAGCAGCUGGCUAGGAUGGAGUUGUUUCUGUUUUUCACCUCCCUCUUUCAGAGGUUUUCAUUCUCAGCACCUGCAGGAGAACAGCUCAGUCUGGAGAGUAGGAUGGGAGAAACUCGCUGUCCCAAACCUUUCCGCCUCAUUGCUGCACCGCGUUGAACCUUCAAGCAUCCCAAACUAAGACGAUGUCUCCCUGACCCACUGUUUGCUGGGUCUUAAGAAAUACUGCCAAUUUUUAUCCCUCCAGAAACUGCACUUGCCAUUAAAGCAAAGAGCAGGUCUGCAGUGCAAUCAAUAACAUGGUUUUUAUUUGUUAAAGAAUCUAAAAUUAGAAGUUUUUUUUUCAAACAUUUGUUGUGCUGUUAAGUUUGUGGCACAGGAACUUUAUUUACAAAGACACCUGGUCGUUUGGUCGUUUUCAUAAAACCACUUGGAACUGUUUUGUAGUGAUUGUUUUCCUGUAGCAUAUGUGACGAAUGAAAAACACAGAUGAAAUUUAAAUAUAUUCAAAAUAUAUUUUAUCUAAAAAAUAAGUUAAUCUGCAGAAUUCUCGCUAUAAAAUAGCACUGGUAUUUGCACUGUUGUUGCAUUAAUGGACUCUCCAAAGUAUUUUCAGUGAUAUGCAUUUGUUUUAUGUAUUUGUUCUAUUUUUUUGUUUUGAUUGUAAUUUUUUAUUUUAUUAUUAUUUCUUGGUUGAAUUAAAACUUCUUUCAUUUCAUCAUCCUAA